UUCCCUGGGUUCCGAGGCGGCGGCGACCGCGGCUGAGGAGGCGGAGGCGGCGACGGCAGCCACGGACUGGCGGGCGGGGCCGAAUCCGGUUCGGUCGGUGGCGCGCCUGCGAAGGCGGCGAGCGCUCAGGCAGCAGCUGUCGCCGUCGUAGUAGCUGUCACCGUCACCGCCGCCUCCUCCGCCCCGUCCGGACCCGACUAGGGCCGGGCCCGCUUGUCCGCCGCCAUGCCGGGCAUCGACAAGCUGCCCAUCGAGGAGACCCUGGAAGACAGCCCGCAGACCCGGUCCCUGCUGGGGGUAUUUGAAGAAGAUGCUGCAGCUAUUUCCAAUUACAUGAAUCAGUUAUAUCAAGCCAUGCGUCGUAUCUAUGAUGCCCAGAAUGAAUUAAGUGCAGCAACACACCUGACAUCAAAGCUUCUAAAAGAAUAUGAGAAACAGCGUUUUCCACUAGGAGGUGAUGAUGAAGUAAUGAGCUCUACUUUGCAGCAAUUUUCAAAAGUGAUUGAUGAGCUAAGUUCUUGUCAUGCAGUACUUUCAACUCAACUUGCUGAUGCCAUGAUGUUUCCCAUUUCUCAGUUUAAAGAAAGGGAUCUAAAAGAAAUAUUAACAUUAAAGGAAGUGUUUCAAAUUGCCAGCAAUGAUCAUGAUGCUGCAAUUAAUAGAUAUAGUCGACUGUCAAAAAAAAGAGAAAACGAUAAGGUGAAGUAUGAAGUUACUGAAGAUGUUUAUACUUCCAGAAAAAAACAGCACCAGACCAUGAUGCAUUAUUUCUGUGCAUUAAAUACUCUUCAGUAUAAGAAGAAAAUAGCCAUGCUAGAGCCCCUGCUUGGAUACAUGCAAGCUCAGAUAAGUUUCUUCAAGAUGGGUUCUGAAAAUCUCAAUGAACAGCUAGAGGAAUUUUUAGCAAACAUUGGAACAAGUGUACAGAAUGUUCGCAGGGAAAUGGACUGUGAGGUGGAGACUAUGCAGCAGACAAUAGAGGAUUUGGAAGUAGCCAGUGACCCAUUAUAUUUGCCUGAUCCAGACAUCAGCAGAUUUCCCGUUCAUCGCAAUUUAACCCGCAAGGCUGGAUAUCUCAAUGCUAGGAAUAAGACUGGCCUCGUGUCCUCUACCUGGGACAGACAAUUUUACUUUACUCAAGGUGGAAAUCUGAUGAAUCAGGCCCGGGGUGAUGUAGCGGGAGGCCUGGCCAUGGAUAUAGACAAUUGUUCUGUAAUGGCUGUUGACUGUGAAGAUAGACGAUACUGUUUCCAGAUCACAUCUUUUGAUGGCAAAAAAUCUUCAAUUUUGCAAGCAGAAAGUAAAAAAGACUAUGAAGAGUGGAUUUGUACAAUAAACAAUAUCUCCAAACAGAUAUAUUUAAGUGAAAACCCAGAGGAAAUUGCUGCAAGAGUAAAUCAGUCAGCUCUAGAAGCAGUCACCCCAUCUCCAUCUUUCCAGCAGAGGCAUGAGAGCUUGCGGCCAACCCCACAAACACGACCACCCACAGCUCGAACUAGUAGUUCUGGGUCUCUUGGCUCCGAGUCAACAACUUUGGCGACCCUUUCUCUGGAUUCCCUCGUUGCUCCAGACACACCUAUACAGUUUGACAUCAUUUCUCCUGUUAGUGAAGAUCAGCCUGGUCAGGGUAAAACUUCUGGACAGGGAGGCAAACGUACAAAUCCAUUUGGAGAAUCUGAAGGAGGAAAAACAAAGCCUGAAACUGAAGAUUCCAUUCUUCAUCAGUUAUUUAUUGUCCGCUUCCUUGGUUCUAUGGAGGUAAAAUCAGACGAUAGUCCAGAUGUUGUUUAUGAAACAAUGCGCCAAAUCCUAGCCGCUCGCGCCAUCCAUAACAUUUUCCGCAUGACAGAAUCACACUUAUUAGUUACUUGUGAUUGUUUAAAGUUAAUUGACCCACAGACACAAGUUACAAGGCUCAGAUUUCCAUUGCCCAGUGUGGUCCUGUAUGCUACACAUCAGGAAAGUAAACGUCUUUUUGGAUUUGUGCUUCGGACAUCAGGGGGCCGAGUCGAGAGUCAUCCCACGUCAGUCUGCUACAUAUUUGAAUCAAACAACGAAGGAGAAAAGAUUUGUGAUUCUGUUGGACUUGCAAAACAGAUCGCUUUGCAUGCUGAAUUGGAUCGUAGAGCAUCAGAGAAACAAAAAGAAAUAGAGAGAGUGAAAGAGAAACAACAGAAGGAACUGAAUAAGCAGAAACAGAUUGAAAAGGAUUUAGAGGAACAAAGUCGAUUAAUAGCUGCCUCCAGUAGACCGAACCAGACGAGUGGGGAAGGACAGUUUGUGGUCCUUAGCAGUAGCCAGUCUGAAGAGAGUGAUUUGGGAGAAGAUGCAAAGAAGAAGAAAGAAUCAGAAGCAUGAGAGGCAAUCUUUAUGGCCUUGAGGGGGAGUUCUUUAAAAACAAGAAACAGAGGAAGGCUUUAGCAAGAAGGGCAUAUUCUGCAUAAGCUGGUAAACAUACAUGGUAAAGAAAAGACUUUUUAUUCCUGAUUCAGGAUGACUUUGAUUUGGGGAGAGUAAAAUGAGGAAGGUAGGCAAUUUUCCUGUUUUUCUUAGUCCCUACAAUAUGGCUUUACUUUUGUUUUGAAGUAUUGUCAAUUCUAUAGUAGCAAACCCAUAUCUAAAUGUAAAUUUAAAAAUCCUAAAGCUGAAUAAAAAUUAUUUUUUAAUUUAGUUGCUAUCCUGGAUAAUUCCAGCCUAUGCUCCCCUGUAGGUAACUGAUAGUUAACUAUAUAUGUUUAUUUCUGAUUACUAAUUCAGACUCUCAUUUCUUCUUGCCUACACUUGCCUUUUUUUUCUUGAUUUCUUUGUCUCCAUUCAGUCCCCUCUUCAAACUGUCAUUCAUACUGUGGUCCUGGAAGUCUUAAUGGACUGAGCUGAUCACAUCACUCUUCUGCAUCUAGACUUGCCCAUUGCCUCCCAAGUCAAGUGUAGACUACCAAUCUUGGCAUUCAAGGCCCUUCACGAUCUGGUUCUAGCCAGAUCACAUACUAUUCCUCAGUUUUCUAUAUUCACCAUUCUAGUCAAAGUAGACUACUAUUCUCUACCUCUAGGUCUCCCAGUCUGCUCCCAUCCACUGCCCCCAGCCAAUCUGUAUAUUGAAGUUCUCCUCCCCCGGCCCCUGCAACUGAAAGUCAAUGAGAUGUUCUCUCUGUUCAUGGUGCUCCUGGCACUUUCCCUGGAGCCCUGACCCCAGCAGUGGUCAGUCUCUCCUAUCCCACUUGUGUGCCUUCCCGCUCACAGCACACAAGGAGGUAGGUUUGGUCUUCGGUCCUCAGCCCCAUAGGGGCCUUGCAUGGAGCAGGGGCUUAAUAUCUGUUUCUUGAACCCCAGUGAGAACAGAAGUGGGAUAUUUAAGGUAUCCCCCCCCCCAGGUUAAAGAUGGAAGCAGCACAAUCUGCAGCUCAAAGAAAUGCACACAGUAGGUCAGCAGACAAUUUCUUAGUCCCAGGCCGCCACCAUCCAUACACACCUAGCCAGCUGUCACGUUUUCGUUUCUGCUCUUGAUUGUCAGAUACUAAAAUUGGACAUGUUGACAUUUUAAAAAGUGCCUGAAGUCAGUGUUCUGGAACAACUCCCGUUUUGUGGAGUUUCACACUAGAACCACAAAAUGUUAUUAGUUUUUUGAAUUGUAUUGACCGAGUAAAAGGGACAAAGAACAAAGGGAAGAGAUGACUGACUGAGAAAUAAACAUAAUGCCAAUUGAGAGUUUCCAUUUAACCAAGAAGUCAACCCUUCUACACAUUUUGGAGUUAAAGAAAAUGUAGGCAUUUUAUAGGAAUAGCUUUUCUUUUGCAUUCUCAACAGCUGAAGCAUCUGUUUGAUGCCAGAGCCUUGAGUCAUCUCAUUGACUUUAUUUUUAUUCUUGUUUCAUUUGAUAGCUCAGCAUUGAUCUGCUGUGCUGCAGGAGGUCAAAAGAGCCCCUCCAAUGGGGAGCAUUUCAUUGGAGAAAUGGUGGCUCGCCUUACGGCUAUGAGAUUUAAUCCUCCUUCCCAGGGAAUUAAAGAUUCGGUUAUUAAGGAGCAUCUGUGGGAAAUCAGAAUUUCAUUACAUUUUAAGCCAUCCCUUGUGAUUGUCCAAGAGCUAACAUGAGAAAAGGUCCAUGUACAAAAAUGACUACUUUUUGUAGUAUGUUCAGGUGAUUUUGUAACAGGACACGGGCAGAUCUUUGUAUUACUAGAUUGAUUCUUUUAUUGGUGUUUUCAACAAUUAAAAGUCAUGCAAAAUUUUCCCUUUAGAAUUGGAAUUGUAUAUAAGACAGUGAUGACAUUGGGAGUUUUUUAUAUUGUAAAACUGAACAUGAAAUAUUUGCUGACAGGACCGAAGGUAAUAUGCUAUUUGGAUUUUAAAUGUAUAAUAAAAUAUGUGUUUUAUAUA
Messenger RNA from Monodelphis domestica (gray short-tailed opossum), 4374 nucleotides. RefSeq names its product adaptor protein, phosphotyrosine interacting with PH domain and leucine zipper 1 (gene APPL1). Gene Ontology annotation, molecular function: protein kinase B binding; identical protein binding. NCBI's taxonomy places the organism in Eukaryota, Metazoa, Chordata, Mammalia, Didelphimorphia, Didelphidae. Gene Ontology annotation, biological process: signaling; insulin receptor signaling pathway. The record is from RefSeq and is a predicted model, not a curated record. Gene Ontology annotation, cellular component: endosome membrane; cytoplasm.